AUGCGUCUUGCCGCUCCGACCCAUAUUUCUCUCCCACCGCGCGUGAUGUCCUUGUCUGGAUGUCUCUCUGCAAAUGAUCUGGCAUCUUCCAGCGGGCCUUUUACGCCCAAUCCCCACACACCGCUACCGUACGAGGGGUCCGCGCUGGACUUCGAUACCGACCGGAUAAGAGACGCUAUUCAGCUGGACGAGGGGUCGAGCUCUGCCGGAAAGCGGAGUAGGGAAGAGGAGGCGCCUCAGGACACGGAAUGGACAGAAGAAGAGAUGGAGGUGAUACAGGCUACAGUUAGACAUCCUUUCCGACCCUUAUCGAGCGCGUUCCCGCCUGGCGAAUUACCGCCACCUAGGCUCAUUGACGAACUCACCAACCAAAUCCUCUCGCAUGGUCUGCGCGGGUCACCCAGCGGGAAGACAGUAGGGGACGGCUGGGUACACGGCUGGGACGCUACGCGGAAGAGGGUGUAUACUGCUGCGCUGGAUGCCAGCCGGGUGGCGCAUGGGAUCGAGAAGGAGAAGCCGUCCCGGGUUGAGCGGGCGAGUCGGCCGGGAUUGCGCAGGGUGGACAGCAUGGACUUUCUGGAUCAGGAGCGAGAGACCGAGUGUUCUAGUGUGGGCGCGGCGAUCAGAUUAUCCACGUCCCUGCAGAAUAGUGCAAAGGCGGCCGCACCGGCACCGGUCAUGGCUUCCGAACUGGCUACAUCGCCACUGAAUGAAGCAGGUCCGUCCGCCACCUCGUCUUCAUCAUCAUCUUCGUCAUCUCUACCGCUCGGCUUCCCCUCCGCCCCAGCGGCUGCUCCUCCACGCAAGAAGAGCACCCAGCGCGCCUCGCUCACUCGUGCUGCCCGACCCGCGUCCCUCCUACAGCGCGGAAAGAGCUACACGGCUAUCGAGCUCCUAGCUGAAGGCAGCAUCUCCCCACAAUCCCCUCAAUCCCCCGCUAUGCCCGUCCUCCCCCACGCUCCUGCCCCUCCACAACGGCCUGUCCGCAUCACCCGCUCCCAAUCCUCCAUCAUGGCCUCCAAGCCCGCGCCGCACGCUGCGCGCGACUCGUUCAUGCACCAGCCGCAGCCAAAGGCGCUCGAGCAGUCAUUCACAUUGGAUGUGCGCACGUCCAGCUCGCCCAGCUGGAGCGACUCGGAGGACGACGACGAGGUCAAGCCAAAGCGGACGCGUCCGAUCGCUCGGAAGCCGGUACGUCCGAAGGAGACGGGGAGGGGAUCGGAGGGGUCGGAUGGGUCACUUCAGAGUCCUUUUGAGGAGCAGAGUAGCUUCCUGUAG
Molecule: messenger RNA, 1278 nt
Organism: Dioszegia hungarica
Lineage: Eukaryota; Fungi; Basidiomycota; Tremellomycetes; Tremellales; Bulleribasidiaceae
Exons: 4
Coding region: 1-1278 (425 amino acids)
Source: RefSeq, a predicted model, not a curated record